Suillus subaureus is the source of this 2021-nucleotide messenger RNA. RefSeq lists its product as uncharacterized. Lineage: Eukaryota; Fungi; Basidiomycota; Agaricomycetes; Boletales; Suillaceae. The transcript has 7 exons. The record is from RefSeq and is a predicted model, not a curated record. The coding region runs from base 242 to 1996 and encodes 584 amino acids.
UGAAAUCUCGUUCUGUGCUGCCCAACCAGUAUUUUGUGCUACACCCAUUGACAUGGGUGGCCUUGGACUGGAUACUCCAGCCAUUGACACUCUUUGGCGGAAAUAUGGUAUGUUAGUUCAUGGUUUAUGUUGCGAUCGGUGUCAGAUCUGCCCUCCCAUGUGAGUAGAUAUAUCAAAAGAUAAUGUACAAUGGUCUGGAAAUGUCUUCCAUUGCAAACCUUGGCAAUAGAAACUUUCAUGUAUGGGGGUCCCCGGUCCAGUGAUCUCUAAGUUAUUAGAAGUGCUCCAAGUCCGGUGGUCCCAAGAUACUGCAACGAGCGAUCUGAGAAUAGCCUCGGCGUACCUGGACCAAGCAUAUAUAUGCGACCUGACUAUACACUCAAUGACAGGGGUUUGUAGCGUGGGCAAUAGAAGAUACAUGGCACGAGUCCGUGUAGUGGCUGUGAGCCAAGGUGCCUGCCAUCCACAUCGUGUGCUCAUUGCCGUGUUCUCAGCUAUCGCAACCGCGACGAUGCUACCAACUUCUAGUGCUUUGCAUCGUCUCAAAGCAGCUUCAUUUUGCUGCACUCACCGUCUACUUCGAUCGGUUCGCCGGCGUCAACGCCCUACGAACGCACCCGCCAGUAUCUGCCAGCCAACCAUAGCUGCAUUACGCGGGCUUUUGUUGGCACUCUGGGUGAAGAAAUGUAAUUCCGUCUGCUGUACGGUCAACAGUUAUCCCCAACUCAGGUUUCUUACACGCUUCAUCUCAAAGUUGGAGCCGUUUCGCAACCUUCACUUACGCUUCGGGCGUGGCAUGGAGCCAUACUCGAGACAUGUCAUAUUUGGGCUCAUAGAUCUAAUGAUUGUCAUCAAGAAACAGGGAUGCGAAGACAUGCUCAUAACUGGGGGGCACACAGACAGAGCAUGGGUUCCAGGAGUAACAGAUCUAACUCGCGCUUUACGCUUGGAAGGCGUGGUCAGCACCGUGGAUACUGUUGCCAGAUUUUGCAGGAAAUUGUUUCGUCGUUACAAUCGUGACGAGAAUUACUGGAUCACAAUAACGCCUUCCCUCACAACAUUGAAGACAGUCAACCUUUCAACAGACUACUUCUUCGCACCAUUUAUGAGCACAUGGACCAUUCGGACACUCAAUGAUUCUAUCAUCACUUCAUUAACACUUGACCUUCGCUUUCGCAAUGCGCCAAAGUGGGCCCAUAUCCUAUCAAUGCUCCGCCUUCGCCACCUUCGAGAAUUUGUUAUUUCCUCCAAUUCAUUGUCGCUUCAAUGUUUGACACAGUUUCUACGACGUCAUAACGGGCUCACCUCACUGACCACGAAAGGCCUCUCCUUGGAGGACAAUGAGACACAGAACAAAUCGGUCCUCACCCUCAAUGCCCUCCCCAGACUUAGGACACUUGUGGGAUUGCCGAAUGACAUCGGGCACAUCCUUCGUCUUCAGCCUAGCUUCAAAGUCCUGAAACAUAUAAAUAUCAGCGACCCUGAUGCGGAUGGUUACAUCUCAUCCUUGAACGACUGUCUCGACGCGAUGGUAGCCAGAGACAAAAUUUACGUAACCUCAAUAGCAAUCAAGACGGAACAUAUGUCUUGGCUGCUGUCACAAAGCAGCGCAGAUUCGGAGAGGGCGAUGCCGCCCAUUGCAUCCCUCACGAUUGUUUGGAAGGGCCAAAAUGAAGAGUUACCCUCGUCUAGUUUCACUGCCGCAUUAGCUGGGUGGGUAGCAUUGUUCCCGACACUGGAACAUAUCCAUUGGGGAGUAAAGCGAGACCUCGAGGGAUCACAAGCUGAAAGAAACAUCGCCAUUGCCAUCAUCAAUCGUUGCCCUCGUCUCAAGACCUUGGAAUUGCUGAGAGAUCCCCCAAUUCGUAAGAGGGAACCCCCUUCAGUUGACGUGUGGCUUAGGGACGAUCCCUUGUCGAUUCAACAAUUGGCAUGGUCUCAUGACAUUCAAUAUAGUGUUACCUCUUGUUCUUGUCGUGAUAAAGCUCGAGGAUAGCCGAUACUGAUAUCACUAGCACUGC